Messenger RNA from Lathyrus sativus (Indian pea), 1425 nucleotides. The record is from the annotation of a GenBank genome assembly. NCBI's taxonomy places the organism in Eukaryota, Viridiplantae, Streptophyta, Magnoliopsida, Fabales, Fabaceae.
AUGUCUGCUACUACUACUCAUCUUGGAGUUUCAUCCUAUCUCACAACCUCACUUUCUCGUCGCAAUUCAUCGACUUUCACGAAUCAUUCUAGGAUCAUGUCGCUUCAAAAUCCAAAUUCAACGAUUAUACACGGUAAAUUAUCGAUCAAGUCCAUUGCUUUCAAUGAUAAGUUGCCACCCUUACGAACAGAUGACAAGACCAGAAGUUUGGAGCAAGUCAAAAGAAGAAGCCGAGACGCAUUGUUGAACUCGAAUGAUCCUAUUGAGACGAUGAAGAUGAUAGACUCAAUCCAAGGGCUAGGAAUUAGGCACCAUUUGGAAGAUGAGAUCAAUAUACAACUUGAGAGGAUAUGUGAUUGGGAUGCUUCUACAAACCUCUUUGCAACAUCUCUUCAAUUUCGUUUACUUAGGCAUAAUGGUUGGCCUACAUGCCCUGACAUAUUCAGUAUUUUUUUGGAUAAAAAUGGCAAUUUCAAAGACUCACUCACCAAGGACAUUUACGGUAUGUUAAGCCUAUAUGAGGCAUCCUAUUUAGGGACAGAAGAUGAAGAAAUAUUAAACAAAGCCACGGAAUUUUCAAGGAGUCAUCUAAGUAAGUUAAUCCCACACCUUAGUCCUGAAGUUGGUAAAGAUAUUGAUAGAGCUUUAACACUUCCAAAGCACCUAAGAAUGGCAAGGUUAGAAGCUAGAAACUACAUGGAAGAAUAUAGUGAUGCAAGUAACCAAAUACCAGCUUUUUUGGAAUUGGCAAAGUUAGACUCUAACAUGAUUCAAUCUUUACAUCAAAGAGAAUUAGCAGAAAUAUGCAGGUGGUGGGAAGAGUUGGGACUUGUAGACAGACUUGGUUUUGCAAGAGAUAGACCAACAGAGUGUUUCUUAUGGACGGUGGGGGCUUUUCCGGAACCAUGUUAUACAAAUUGUCGUAUCGAACUUUCAAAAUCUAUAUGCAUUUUGGAUGUUAUUGAUGACAUUUUUGACAAUUAUGGUACAUUAGAUGAACUUAUUCUUUUCACAAAUGCAAUCAAAAGGUGGGACCUUGAUUCAAUGGAGCAGCUUCCUGAGUAUAUGAAGAUAUGCUAUAUGGCAUUAUAUAACACCACAAAUGAAAUUUCAUUUAGAAUUCAAAAAGAACACGGCCUAACAGUUGUUUCAUUCUUAAAACGAACAUGGAUGGACAUGUUUGAUGCAUAUUUGGAAGAAGCGAAAUGGUUCAAUAAUGGAUAUGUGCCAAGUUUUAGAACAUAUUUGGAUAAUGGAGCAAUUUCGGUUGGAUCAUGUAUGGGAUUGGUGCAUGCUACUUUCCUCAUUGGUGAUGGUCUCUCAAAGGAAACCAUUUCCAUGAUGAAACCAUAUCCUAGACUCUUCACUUGCACCGGAGAAAUUCUUCGGUUAUGGGAUGACUUAGGAACUUCAACGGUAAAAUAA